AUGGGUAAGGGUUCCUUCAAGUACGCCUGGGUCUUGGACAAGCUGAAGAGCGAGCGUGAGCGUGGUAUCACCAUCGAUAUCACCCUGUGGAAGUUCGAAACUGGCAAGUACUACUACACCGUCAUUGACGCCCCCGGACAUCGUGACUUCAUCAAGAACAUGAUUACGGGUACCUCCCAGGCCGAUGUCGCUAUGCUUGUCGUGCCCGCUGAGGCUGGUGGUUUCGAGGCUGCCUUCUCGAAGGAAGGUCAGACCCGUGAGCACGCUCUUUUGGCCUUCACCCUUGGUGUCAAGCAGAUCAUUUGCGCCAUCAACAAGAUGGACAAGUGCGACUACAAGGAGGACCGUUACAGCGAAAUCCAGAAGGAAGUUCAGGGUUACCUGAAGAAGGUCGGUUACAACAUCGAGAAGGUGCCUUUCGUGGCCAUCUCCGGUUUCAUGGGUGACAACAUGGUUGAGCGCUCCACCAACAUGCCGUGGUACAAGGGCAAGACCUUGGGUGUGUACAAGAUCGGUGGUAUCGGUACCGUCCCCGUUGGUCGUGUGGAGACUGGUCAGCUCAAGGCCGGUAUGGUCCUCACCUUCGCCCCCAACCCGAUCACUACUGAGUGCAAAUCCGUCGAAAUGCACCACGAAGUUAUCGAUGUUGCCAGCCCUGGUGACAACGUUGGUUUCAACGUGAAGAACGUCUCCACCUCUGACAUCCGCACUGGUCACGUCGCUUCUGACUCCAAGAACGACCCCGCCAAGGCCGCCGUGUCCUUCACCGCCCAGGUCAUCAUCUUGAACCACCCUGGUACCAUCAAGGCCGGUUACUCCCCUGUCGUUGACUGCCACACUGCUCACAUCUCGUGCAAAUUCGACGAGAUCACGAGCCGUAUGGACAAGCGUACCGGUAAGGCCCUUGAGGAGAACCCCAAGACCAUCAAGAACGGUGACGCCGCUAUGGUCGUCCUGAAGCCGUGCAAGCCCAUGGUCGUUGAGGCAUUCACGGAGUACGCUCCCCUUGGUCGUUUCGCCGUGCGUGACAUGAAGCAGACCGUUGCUGUCGGUGUCAUCAAGAGCGUCGAGAAGAAGGAGCCCGGUUCCUCUGCCAAGAUCACCAAGUCAGCCCAGAAGGCCUCCAAGAAGUAA
Messenger RNA from Babesia ovata, 1134 nucleotides. RefSeq names its product elongation factor 1-alpha. The transcript has 2 exons. Gene Ontology annotation, molecular function: GTPase activity; translation elongation factor activity; GTP binding. The record is from RefSeq and is a predicted model, not a curated record. Lineage: Eukaryota; Apicomplexa; Aconoidasida; Piroplasmida; Babesiidae. Gene Ontology annotation, biological process: translational elongation; translation. The coding region runs from base 1 to 1134 and encodes 377 amino acids.